GGCUGACCUCUUUACCUCACCAGCAACAACAAACUUGCUGCAAUAUCGUAUUCGAGAAAGAUGGAGUACGAGGAGCAUACCGAAGCUACAUCCGUCUACAUUAUGUAUGUGAUGUACAUGAUCAUUACACUAAAUAGAUCCACAUUGGCGCUUUUGAUUUUGGUGAUUUCGGAGGAAAGACGCCGCCGCCGAUUUCUACAUGAGGUUGUCAUGCGGACAAACAAUUUGUUGUUGAACUUUGCAGCGCCUCUGCUUCAAAGAAGGUCUCAGCGAACAUGCUGGAUGCGGGUCAGAAGCAAAGACUGGUGGGAGAGAGUGGUUUUAAAGGAAUUUGAAGACGAGGAGUGGAAAGACAACUUUCGCAUGACCCGCAGGUCCUUCAACAAAUUGUGUGGGAUGAUGGAAGGAGUCUUGAAACCUGAGGUCGUGACCGUUCGAGCGCCGGUACCGCUCGAAAUGAGGGUUGCCAUUGUUCUGUACAAACUGGCCAGUUGUGCCCAAUACAGACUUGUGGCCAAUCAGUUCGGCGUCCACAAAACAACAGUAAAGAAGUUUGUGUACAUAUUCUGCAAAGGAAUGGUGUCGUCGCCGGUCAUUCACAACUUCAUCAAGGUGCCCACGACAAAAGAAGCCAUCGGCAUAGCACGCCGAUUCGAACAGAAGUUCAACAUCCCACAAAUCAUCGGGUGCAUCGACGGCACCCACAUUCCAGUUUUACCGCCAAGUGAUGGCUACCAAGAAUUUGCAAACUGCGAAGGAUGGCCCUCGUAUGUCCUCCAAGCCGUGGUGGACGACAUGUAUCGAUUCUGGAAUAUCAACUGUAAGAUGCCUGGGUGGACUUACGAUGACAACGUGCUUAGGCAAUCGACGUUGUUUAACCAGGCACAUCUUCUACCAAAAGAACCAAGAGAAAUCAAUGGCGUCCCCAUCAACCACUUUCUGUUGGGCGAUCCAGCUUAUCCUCUCAUGGACUGGCUCAUAAAAGGCUACGCCCAUUCCCCAAACAUCACCCCUGAGCAGGAGUCGUUUAACGCGUAUUUAAGCUCUGCAAGGACCACAGCAGAGACUGCGUUUGAGAGACUGAAGUCGCGCUGGAGAGUGCUGCUGAAGCGCAGUGACUGCCACUUUACGUUCACCCCUCACGUCGUUGGGGCCUGUUGUGCAUUGCACAAUUUCUGUGAGAACGAGAAGGAGAGCGUAAAUCCCAUCUGGACGGAGGAAGCUGCUGCUCUGGCGUUGGACUUGCCACAGCCUGGGCUCCGUGCGUUCAACACCUCGGACAAUGCGAAUGGUCAGAGGAUCAGAGCGGCCCUUACAGACUAUUUGAGUGCAAACUUCCCCCUGCGCCGGUGAAACUUUUUAGAUGUCUUGGUAUUUUGUAAAUAGUUGUAAACAAUUUGUAUAUUUUUACUGUACAGUUGACACUUGUUUCAUUCCACGAAUAAACAAAUUAUUGAUUAAUGCGACUAUCAA
Gadus morhua (Atlantic cod) is the source of this 1473-nucleotide messenger RNA. RefSeq names its product protein ALP1-like. Lineage: Eukaryota; Metazoa; Chordata; Actinopteri; Gadiformes; Gadidae. Bases 61 to 1353 code for a protein of 430 amino acids. The record is from RefSeq and is a predicted model, not a curated record. The transcript is spliced from 3 exons.